Molecule: messenger RNA, 7103 nt
Organism: Biomphalaria glabrata
Lineage: Eukaryota; Metazoa; Mollusca; Gastropoda; Planorbidae
Exons: 35
Coding region: 1-6096 (2031 amino acids)
Biological process (GO): cell-matrix adhesion
Molecular function (GO): calcium ion binding
Source: RefSeq, a predicted model, not a curated record
AUGCGCCGAACGGUGCCAGAGGGUCUAAGCCAAUUUCACAGGGUAGACUUGGAAGGGCUCAACACUUCAUGCUAUGAUUCUGUCCAAGUGUAUGAUGGAGAAACACAAAACUCCUCACCUCUCACUCAGCUGUGUGGAGCCAUGAGUCAGUCAGAAGUCUCCAACGUUAGAAUAAGAUCUACAGGAAACAAGCUUACUGUUGUCUUCCAGUCUGACUACGAAGGAACUAGACAAGGAUUUAUUGCAACUUACUCGGCAAUAGUGUGCCCUGCAUUUACCUACGGCAAAGAUACUUGCGAUCAAGACUGCAACUGUGUCAAAAAUAACUCAGUUGGCUGCGACUCUGAGACAGGGGCGUGUGUCUGCAAAGAUGGUUGGGGUUCAGCUACAUGCAACAAAGGUGUUACACCUUGGAGGGUGCCACCUGGUGAGGCCGGCAGACUUUUCACCAAAUUUCAAAUCACUUUUAACAGCUUCUGUAACCACUCGUAUGUAUUUUUCUGUAUAGAAUGUAACACCACAAUAAAUGACAGCUCCGGUUUUAUUGCUAGUCCUGGGUAUCCACAACAAUAUGAUAAUAAUGUCUACUGUGAGUGGCAUAUAACCACCAAUGUCAGCAACAGAAUCUUUAUAAGUUUUACAGACAUGAGCCUUGUGGCACACACAGCAUGCGCCUGGGAUUAUGUGGACAUUAUCGAAGAGAGUCCGUUAGAAUGCAAGAGCCUGGGACGUUUCUGUGGCAACGCCUUGCCGACAAAUCAUAUGACUAGUUCCAACAGCUUACUCGUUGUUUUCAAAACUGAUGGCUCCAUCACAUCGAAGGGUUUUUUGGCCAAGUUUAGCACAUUUAGAAAGACAUCUGUUAACCCAUCUUCCUGCAAACCAACAAUACUAACUGGGAUCUCUGGUAACUUUUCAAGCCCCAACUAUCCCAACAAUUAUACUCACAACAUUUCGGUUUGCUGGAUCAUAUAUGGAACUCGCAUUUCAUUAAGAUUUCAAGACUUUGACUUAGAAAGUUCAACCAACUGUGCAUCAGAUUCAGUUGAAAUAUUUGAUGGUCCUACUGCACAGACUCAGUCCAUUGGAACAUAUUGUGGCACGGGACUCCCGUCAGUAAGAACUUCAAAGAGCGGACAACUCUACAUCGUCUUUAAAUCUAACAGUUUUGUUGAGGGUAGAGGCUUCCAAGCAUAUUUUCAGAAAAAUGCCUCGUGUGGUGGACAACUAACUGAUUCAAGCGGAACAAUAACAAGUCUGGGCUACCCUAAUGGAUAUAGCGAAGACUUGACCUGUGCCUGGAGCUUAGAGGGAACGACCAAUGGAAACAUAACAUUAAGAUUGACGGAUCUGUCUCUUGAGAUCACGGACAACUGUUUGUAUGACUUCCUGGACGUCUACGAUGGUACCUGCAUCUGUUCACCCAGAAUCCUCCACCUGUGUAACAACACAUCCAAUGUAACAGUAACAACACAAGGCAACAUGUACAUACUGUUUAAGUCUGACGAGUCUGUCGCCAGUAGAGGAUUCUCAGCUACUUAUGAAAUAACUGAAACAACAAAUGACUGUCCAGAAUGGACUUAUGGUUUAGGCUGCUCUCUCUGUUCCUGUAUACGAGACGCGUCUGCUUCUUGCGACGCCCAAACUGGUCAGUGCACGUGUCUUAGUGGCUGGACCGGAAGUGACUGCUCCCAGAGAGUUGAUUCCUGCCUGCCCAAUCCAUGUCCUUUCAACACGACCUGCAUAACAAAGGGUGACAACUACACGUGUAUAUCAGAUGUCAACACGGACUGUAAUGUGACCAUCACUGCUUCCAAUAGUACUAUUGCAAGUCGUGAUUAUCCAAGAGGCCAUCUUUAUGAUAAGUGGACAUCUUGCACAUGGACAAUCAAUGGCCCGGCCAAUACAAUCAUUUCUAUUGACUUUCUGGACUUUAAUCUCACUACCAAUUACCGAUGUCACUAUGAAUCUCUUCAAGUGUUUGACGUAGCACCAACCUCUACACGUCUUCUAGGCCAGUACUGUGAUACCAAAGUGCCUAGCUUUUUAUUGUCUAAUUCUAACUCUAUCAAAGUGACAUUCACAACUUCCAGCUCUUUCGUUAGCAAAGGUUUCCUUGCUUCGAUCACAGCGACAACUUGUUCCAAUUUUACUUAUGGUACCGGAUGUUCCCAAACUUGCAACUGUAACCAGUCCAACACUGACGACUGUGACAGAACUAGUGGCGUCUGUUUCUGUAAGUCUGGAUGGACAGGCUCAAGAUGUGCCGACGAUAUAAACGAGUGUGUGGCUAAAAACACAGUGUCCAUUUGUCCACCUAACUCUGAAUGCGUGAACACAGCAGGCAGUUACACCUGUCCAUGUCGACCUGGUUAUACUCGCAAUACUUUAGGUCAAUGUCAAGUUCUAAACAACUGUGUAAGAAACUCGGCCCUGUGUUCCCACUCAUGUUACGUUAACAGUGCAGGAAAAGAGGAAUGUGUUUGUCCAGACAAUUUGGUCCUUGGAGUAGAUAGGUUCAAAUGUAUCGUACCAUUCUAUUGCCAUGGUCCAUCCUGUUCAGACAUUUUGAUCAAUCCUGCAAUGAAAACUUCCAACGGAAUGUACUUCAGUAAAGUCACAUUUAGUGAUUUCACUCCGUUUGGGAACACUUUAUACAAAGAAGCUUUUGUUUUGAGUAAUGGAGUUAUUAGUUUCUCAACAUCCGCUCUGUCCAGAGAACCAGAUUUCAGUCUCGCUCUCUCCCACAACAACUACAUCAUUGCUCCUUUCUGGUCAAAAAUGGACGCCACUAAAGGAUCUGUGUACUACAAUCUCUAUGAAAAAUGUGAGGAGGUUACCUCUAAGAACACAAGGUGCAGCUGUUUGUCCACCUCUAAGGCUGUGGUCAUGGAGAGAGCCGCUAAUGACAUCAAAUCCUUUUACAACGUGACAGAUUUUGAUGUGAAUAGAGUUCUAGUGACGACUUGGUUGGAUGUACAGCCUGAAUCUGUAACGUCAAGUUCUAACAAAGAAACGACCAGUUUUCAGUUAGUAUACAUCAGUGGAUACACUGACCAAUUCAAUGACGAAGAGUCUGCGUUUGUGCUAUUUAUUUACCAACAAGAUAAGAUGAAAUGGCAACCGAAAGAAGGACGGGUUAUCAAAGCUGGUUUUGUAAGACCUGUCUCUGGCAUCACUGACAUUGCUAGUUCUACUGAUCAGAUCUACAAUCUUGAUGACAUCAAUGGAACAGGAACUGGCUUGGUUGGAGCGUGGACUUACGAGGUCUCCAGGUCUACAAGUUCCACUCAGAAAUGUCAGAGGUACUUGUGCAGUCAUCAAGAACUAUUGACGAACCUGAACUACAAAUCAGAUAUCGACCAGCUCUACAGGUGUCCAUGUACUGUCCAUCUGCUGGACAGAAGGUGGUUACUUUACGAGAGUCGUGGUAACGUCACGUGCUACGCCCUGACGUCUAUCGUUAAAUCGAGGCUCUUACAGGGCAACAGAAGAAACAGACUAUGCUGCUACCAGUGGAAUUAUAUUCAAAGCUUCAUAAAUAAAGACAAGGAAGAUGAGGCCCAAAGAAGGGCAUCAAAUAUUCAUAACUCUCCAGAGGCUGGGCACAUACUCAUAAGUGACCCGUGGUCAUCGUUUACUUUCAGCUCCAAGGCCGUACAAUACAAUGUCCAGGCUAACAAGUGGUGCUGUAAAGAAAGUCUUAGUUCUGUAUUGUGUGAACGAUUUAAUGCUGUCUUCCCGGACAUGGAGUGCACUAAUGAUAUUCCUUACAUACCUUCACACAUUCUGGGAGACCCUCAUUUCAUCACUCUGGACGACUUGAACUACACGAUGAACGGCUGGGGAGAGUACACGCUCAUGGACAUCCCCAGCAGAAGGUUUCUUCUCCAGGGUAGAACUGAAAAAGCCGAGACUACCAAUGGCAUGAAGAUCAAUGCCACGAUCUUUUCUGCCUUCGCUGCCAAGGAGGGAGACAAUCCAGCUUUCCAAGUCAAGUUAUCUCUAAGCAAAUCAUCGAUGAUAAUAAAGGCCAACGAUAGAGAUAUUACAGACGACUUUUAUAGACUGUCUAACUACACUUUGGUCACAGAUAUACUUGGAAUACGUCGUGAGGAUAUUUCGAAUAGAACCAAUCUCAUUGCUUCAUUCCCUGCAGGAGUAACCCUCAUAGUUCAAGUUGGCAUCAGAGCUCUUGAAAUAGACUUAGAAGUGGACGAAUCUCUCAGGACUUUAACAAAAGGUCUCUUUGGCAACUUCAAUGGAAUACCUGAGGAUGACUUUGAGCUACCAAACGGAACAGUGCUACCAUGUCAUAUAAGUGAAAAAGUGAUUUUGGAACAGUUUGCGUCUUGGUAUAAAGUAACUGCAGACAACUCAGUGUUCUCUUACGAUACUGGUCAAAGUACAGACGACUAUCAACAUCCGGAGUUUGUUCCUGUCUUUAUUGAGAGUUUAAGCCAAGCUCAAGUCAACGAGUCUGUAGCAUUGUGUGGGGCAGACAACAAAGAGUGUAUUUAUGACUUUGCUGUCUCUGGAGACGCUUCCAUUGCCUUGGCAACCAAAGCUAGAAGAGAGGCAAUACUCACACGAAAACUAAGUUUAUCGAACUCACCGCCGAUUUUGGAAUUUUUAAGCCAGAUAGAGCUAACGAAUAACAGAUGGGUAGUUCAAGAGAAUACAUCAAAUAUUUUACAUUUAACAACUGCGGAUGUGGACAUGGAUUAUGUCACAAUAAUAAAUCUUUCUACCAGCAAAGCUGUAACCUUACUUCCAAAUGAAAGUGUUCAAUUCGUACCAAUCAAGAAUGACCCAGUGAGGCUCAGCUUUCAGGCAAGAGAUUCCAGGGGAGCCUUCUCUGCUGUGCUUAACAUACCUGUUACAGUUUGCCCGUCGUGUACUGGGCGUGGCGUGUGUGAUUUGAACUCCAGCACUUUUGUUGAACAUUUAGACGGCAUGUUUCGGGUACAGAGUUGCAUUUGCCAGCCAGCGUACACAGGUCUCUACUGUGAGUCAGAAUUAAACGGCUGUACAUCUCAGCCAUGUUCCAGUGGGCAGAACUGCACUGAUCUAACAGUUACACAGCAAGGAGAUGCAACAGAGGGCUACAUUUGUGGGCCAUGCCCGACUGGCUUCAACAACGUAAACAAACUGUGCAUAGACAUCAAUGAAUGUUCAAAUACAAGCCUAUGUGAUCAUAUUUGCAUCAACACUGAAGGUUCCUACAAAUGCCAAUGUAACGAAGGCUAUACCCUUAGUUCAAGUGACUUCAGGACAUGCUCAAAUCAACAGUGUAACAGUACAUUGACGGCUAAAAGAGGAACAAUUAUGUCCCCUUACUAUCCAUUGAAUUAUUCUCACAACAGUUACUGCGCUUGGACUAUUUUAAGUAACGAACUAGGAGCAGUAAUUAAUAUCAACAUUACUGAGUAUGAAGUUGAGGGUUGCCCAUUCGACUUUUUGAACAUAUAUGAUGGAAAUAACUCCAGCGCAAGUCCUUUUGGUCCAUUCUGUACAGCAGCACCAGGUUCAAUAACAUCAUCUGGAGGUGCCAUGCAUCUUGAGUUUCUUUCUGAUGGAUCGGUGACAAGAAAGGGAUUCAGAGGAACAUAUACUAUUCAGAGUAAAUGUCUGCUCAAGAGCUGCUCUCACUCUUGUGAAGUUAUCUCCGUCAUUCCCAGAGUUGAACAAUGUGUCUGCCCAGAGUGGUCAAGACUGGACCCCAACAACAGCAGCAGAUGUCUGGAAAUUAAUGCUUGUAACGCUACGGUUACUGCCACUUCUGGAUACAUUGUGAGCCCUGGAUACCCGAAUUUCUAUUCAUUAGACUUCAGCUGUUAUUGGAUUAUAAAUUCGGCAUCAGGUGGUCCAGUUACUUUUAGUAUAACUGACAUGAAUACAGAGUCCAGCACAGGAUGCAUCUAUGACUACGUCAGAGUCUUGGAUGGUAACACUAGUGGCUCCAGAGCUAUUGGACAGUACUGCGGUAACAGCUCACCUAUUGCUCUUAGGUCAAGUGGUCAGUCUUUAUAUGUACAGUUCAGAUCUGAUAUCUCAAUAACUGGCAGAGGUUUCAAAGCCCAGUUUACCACAUAAUAUGUUAUCUCAAACAAUCGCCGAAAUUUAGCAUAAAGCUAAAACCUGUAGAAGAUUUAUAGAUGAUAAACAAAAUGUAUUCUAUUAACCUAACAUAAUCCAUUAUACCUUUCAACUUUGUGUACAUUUUAUUUGCAUAUGUUAAUAUGCAAUGUUAAUAUACAAGUUGUAUCCUUCAGCUGUGAGCGUGUCACUUUGAAUUCACAAAACCCUCUACGUCAACAUUAACCUUCAGUUUGUCUGUUUUCACCCAUUUUAAAAUUUUAAAGUCAUAGCAGUGACCGAACCGUGUAUCAGUUCUCUCUAUUUCUUGCAUGUUCUUUUGCACUUUACAGAUAUCGUCCUAUAUGCAAAGCCAGCUAGUGCGCUUUGCAGUGUUCUUCCAAAUAUUUCUUUAGUCUCACUCUCUUCCUUCUAAGCCUAUACAAUAUACAAGUUGUGUCAAUAGUCAGAAGGUUAUCUUGAAGUUAUAAUAAAACCUGACCCUCCACUCUUCAUGGUCCCAUUACCCACCCCCUUUAAACAUAGACUUUGCGAACCUUUUCUCUACCCGAAAAUAUUUGGAACUCUUCCCCCCCCCCACUGGAGCUAAGAUAAAGCUUUACUAUAUUCAAGAGAAACAACAAAACAUAUGUUUAUGACUUAUUUAGAUUACUUUGCCUUUUUAACACUUCUUUGUUGUUGUAUAAUAGAAACAAACAAUUUUGUUCUCUGGCAUUUACAGCAUGAUGUGGUGGAAUACUAAACAAUCUGUCUAAACAAUAUGAUUUCUAAUAAAUAUUUUUUUCCACUCUAUCCCUGAGAUGACGACCGCCACAUCUAAAAAUAAUUAAACAUAUAUUUUAUUUUUUUGAUGGUAUUCAAUAAUUAUAAAAAUCUUUGACCUAUAAUAAAUAUUCAAACUUAAAGAAAAUGUAAUAUUGUCUUUUUUAUGUGUAAUCUAAUGUAUAGAGCAAAUAGUAAGAAGUAUGUGUGUAGGUAUGUUCCAAAUAAAAAUCAAAACUGUU